Messenger RNA from Kogia breviceps (pygmy sperm whale), 1870 nucleotides. NCBI's taxonomy places the organism in Eukaryota, Metazoa, Chordata, Mammalia, Artiodactyla, Physeteridae. The record is from RefSeq and is a predicted model, not a curated record.
CCCGCCCCUGGACUCUGCACUAGAUUUCCGGAGCGGGAUAUCAGGCGCUGGGGUCCGCCGGCUGGUGGCUUCUCCGAGUCCCGGCGGCUAGACGAAGUCUUCACUUCAGUUCCCGGAGGAGCCGAAGCGUCUUUUUUGGACCUAGGUGGGGAAAGAAGAGCUGGCUGUGACCUUUGCCUUGUCCUGUAGGCUCCAGCCUUGGGCUAAAUGGCAGCACCCCCGCUGGGCCGUCUGGUGCUGACCCACGUGCUGGUAGCCCUCUUUGGCAUGGGCUCAUGGGCUGCCAUCAACGGGAUCUGGGUGGAGCUGCCUGUGGUGGUGAAAGACCUCCCCGAGGGUUGGAGUCUCCCUUCCUACCUCUCUGUGCUUGUGGCGCUGGGGAACUUGAGUCUCCUGGUGGUGACCCUGUGGAGGCGGCUGGCCCCGGGCAGGGGCGAGAGGGCCCCCAUCCAAGUGGUGCAGGCGCUGAGCGUGGUGGGCACGGCCCUGCUGGCCCCUCUGUGGCCCCACGUGGCAGCAGUGGCGGGGCAGGAGCACUCCGUGGCCUUCCUGGCUCUCUCCUUUGUGCUGGCGCUGGCCUGUUGUGCUUCGAAUGUCACUUUCCUGCCCUUCCUGAGCCGCUUGCCGCCUUCCUUCUUGCGGUCCUUCUUCCUGGGUCAGGGCCUCAGUGCCCUGCUGCCCUGUGUGCUGGCCCUAGUGCAGGGUGUGGGUCGCCUCGAGUGCCCACCGACCCCCACCAAUGGCACUCCUGGGCUCCCCAUUGACUUCCCAGAGCGUUUUCCUGUCAGCACUUUUUUUGGGGUCUUGUCCGCCUUAUUAGUCGUUUCAGCUGCCGCCUUUCAGGGUCUCCUGGUGCUGUUGCCGUCACCACCGUCUGUACCCACGAGAGGCCCAGAGCCUGGCCUGAAGGUGGGAGCCCCAGGAGUAGAGGAAGAGGAAGAGGCCUCACCCCUGCAGGAGUCUCCCAGCAAGGCGGCAGGCACCACCCGCAGCCCAGAACCUGCGGCCCAUUGGCUGCUUUCCACCCGUGGUGUCGGCCUGCUGGGCCUGCUGGCCGUCACCAACGCUCUGACCAAUGGCGUGUUGCCUGCUGUGCAGAGCUAUUCCUGCUUGCCCUAUGGGCGCCCAGCCUACCACUUGGCUGUGGUGCUGGGCAGUGCCGCCAACCCCCUCGCCUGCUUCCUGGCCAUGGGUGUUCUAUGCAGGUCCCUGGCAGGACUGGGCAGUCUCUCCCUGCUGGGCAUGCUCUUCGGGGCCUACGUGAUGGCGCUAGCAAUCCUGAGCCCCUGCCCUCCUCUGGUGGGCACCUCUGCAGGGGUGGUCCUUGUGGUGGUGUCGUGGGUUCUGUGUCUCGGCGUGUUCUCAUACGUGAAGGUGGCUUCCAGCUCCCUGCUGCACAGGGGGGGCCAGCAGUCGUUGCUGGCAGCUGGCGUGGCCAUCCAGCUGCAGGAGUUGUGAAAUCCUCUUUCGUCUCCUCUCUGAAGCCUUUAGGACUGUUCAGACUUUGCAGGCACAGCACUGGUUAAUCCUUCCUUGCCUGGGGGAGAGCCGGUCAUUUCCUUGGAGACUCUCCCUGUCGUACUCGCCAUGACCCCUCCGUCUCCCAGGCCCCCACCUCCAGCUCCUGAGCAGGGUGCUUCCCUGACCCACUUGCAACCUGCGUAGAAGAGUCUCCAGGACGUCUGACCCUCUCAGAACACCUCAAGCCAGGUCAGUGGGGGAAGAAGGCAGGACCUUCCUCAGGUGGGAGGAAGUUACUGUCUGCGUAACUGUAUGAGCUAAAUGAAAGGCAAGUGGCAAACCAGCCUGGAAAUUUCCCUCAUUUUGCAAGAGAGGCAGGAAAGCCAAGCUCUUUAGAAAGCAGAUUGCA